Messenger RNA from Pogoniulus pusillus (Red-fronted tinkerbird), 1511 nucleotides. RefSeq names its product serpin family F member 1 (gene SERPINF1). Gene Ontology annotation, molecular function: serine-type endopeptidase inhibitor activity. The coding region runs from base 111 to 1364 and encodes 417 amino acids. Gene Ontology annotation, biological process: positive regulation of neurogenesis; negative regulation of endopeptidase activity; negative regulation of angiogenesis. The record is from RefSeq and is a predicted model, not a curated record. Lineage: Eukaryota; Metazoa; Chordata; Aves; Piciformes; Lybiidae. The transcript is spliced from 8 exons.
GCUGGGGGAAGCAGCAAAAAAGCAGAUGUGGCUGCACCAAACCCGCACUGUCCUCGACUCGCAGCCGCGGGGAGCCUGCGACAUCAGCAAGAGGAGCCCGAGCUUCAGGAAUGCAGGUUCCAGUGGUUUUCCUUUUCCUGGGUCUCUUAACUGUCCCAAGCAGAUCCCAGAAUUCGGCUGCUGAGCAGAACUCUGCCACUGCUGAUGGAGCCCACACUGGUGAGGUGGAAGAGGAGGAUCCAUUCUAUAAGACCCCUGUAAACAAGCUGGCAGCAGCAGUCUCCAACUUUGGCUAUGACCUGUACCGGCAGCAGUCUAGCCGGACAGCCACUGCCAAUGUGCUGCUGUCUCCAUUCAGCCUGGCUACUGCACUUUCUGGUCUCUCACUUGGGGCUGGAGAACGAACAGACGAUGUCAUCUCUCGUGCUCUCUUCUAUGACCUGCUUAACAAAGCUGAAGUCCACAACACUUACAAGGACCUACUGAGCAGUGUGACUGGACCAGAGAAGAGCAUGAAAAGUGCCUCCCGCAUCAUCCUGGAGAAAAGACUGAGGGUGAAGCCUGGUUUCCACAGCCAGCUAGAGAAGUCCUACAGGAUGCGUCUGAGGGCACUGAGUGGCAACAACCAGUUAGACCUCCAAGAAAUCAACAACUGGGUCCGACAGCAGACAAAAGGAAGGAUUAUGAGGUUCAUGAAGGACAUGCCCACCGAUGUCAGUAUUCUCCUUGCUGGGGCUGCUUACUUCAAGGGGACAUGGAAGACUAAAUUUGACACCAAGAAGACUGCCCUGAAAGACUUCCACCUAGAUGAGGACAGAACUGUGAAAGUGCCCAUGAUGUCAGACCCCAAGGCCAUACUGCGAUUUGGUUUUGACUCAGAACUCAACUGCAAGAUUGCCCAGCUGCCGCUGACAGAGGGAAUCAGUGCCAUGUUCUUCCUGCCUACAAAGGUGACUCAAAAUAUGACUCUGAUUGAGGAAAGCCUUACUUCAGAGUUUGUCCAUGAUGUAGACAAGGAGCUGAAGACGGUCCACGCUGUGCUCAGCUUACCCAAACUAAAGCUGAACUACGAAGAGGCACUUGGCAGCACACUAAAGGAGACAAGGCUCCAAUCACUUUUCACAUCACCUGAUUUUACCAAGAUUUCUGCCAAACCUAUUAAGCUGUCUCACGUGCAACACAAAGCAGUUCUGGAGCUCAGUGAAGAUGGGGAAAGAUCCACCCCAAACCCUGGGGUGAAUGCUGCUCGACUGACCUUCCCCAUAGAGUACCACCUGGACAGACCUUUCCUUCUUGUACUGCGAGACGACACCACUGGAACCCUCCUCUUCAUUGGCAAGAUCCUGGAUCCCAGGACCAUUUAGAUCCCUUCACAGUAGUCUGCAAUGGUAGGGCUCAAAUGGAAAGGGCGAUAUUGGGAGGGCUACUGCCUCCCUGCUCUGCUGCACAAAGACAACUUGCAAAUCUUACGCCUUCAUGCUGCAAUAAAAGAGCUUUUGCUGUUAAUCUCA